Dibothriocephalus latus is the source of this 270-nucleotide messenger RNA. The record is from the annotation of a GenBank genome assembly. Lineage: Eukaryota; Metazoa; Platyhelminthes; Cestoda; Diphyllobothriidea; Diphyllobothriidae.
AUGGAGCCAUUUUUGCUGAAAAUUCAGAACGGUUCCAUUCUGGAGGGAAUUGGUUUGUGGCUGCGAAACCUGAAGAAGAAGUUUGACGGCGUGGAAGAGUGCGCCAUCUGCUAUUCCGUCAUCAGCGACCGCAAUUUCACCUUCCCGCGGAUGCAGUGUCGCGUCUGCAAGAAACGCUUCCACCACGAUUGCAUGUACCGCUUCUUCCAGACCAGUCGCAAUCCCACCUGCCCGCUUUGUCGCAGUCUCUUCUUCCCCUCCCCCAACUGA